GGUGUUCGAAAGGUACAUGUGAUGACACUAUUUGUCUCUUAGUAUCAAAGACAUGCGGCGGAAAACAAGCUGGAAUGUACUUUUCGGGUGAAUGUUUGAUUUAGAGAGUGAAAGAAAGUGCCUUGGCCGCCGGUCCGCUACAUUGUGGUGACAGCGGAAAAAAGUGCUUAUAAGUACAGGGCCAAUUUCUGACUGGUGAGUUGCAGUGUGUGGAGUGCAAGAAAAAGAAUUGGGUCUCGCUGCGCGUGCCAGAAGUGAAGCCGUAAAGAAGAAGAAAAAUUGCUCCGUUCAAAAGAAGACUAGGGUUUUCUCCAGCCAGCAAUCAAUUAAUCAAUCGGCAUAUGGUUAUAGUUUUGUGUUACUUCAUUGAUAAACCCUAGAGUGUAGAGAGAAUAAAUUCCGUCAUCAUCCCGUGGUGAAGAAUACAGUGGCAGGUCGGCACCUACGGUUAGCUAAAGUUUGAUAAAGUUCCGGUGAAUUGCGAAUUUCGAAAAAAAAAAGUAACGCGAAAGUGAAAAUUAUCUUCCGAAGAGCAACACCGCGAACAUCAAACAAAAAGAAGCACAAUCGAAGACAUCUCAAUUACAAAAUAUUUAUCGGCUCUCCGAAAAUAGAGCGAAUAUUAAAAGUGAGCGACAAUAAAGCGAGAAGAAAAGAAAAAAAAACGCAAGUGUACAAGAGUGUGAAGGAAAGUGAAGUAGCAGGCAACAAAUCGCUUGGUGUCGGUAUAAGUGAAAAAAAGGAACUUUGUGGACUCUUUGUGUUUCGAAAACCGGAAAAAAAAAUUAUAUUUCAGUGAGUGAAAUAAAAGCAACAGAACCCGAGGAAUGUUCCCGUGGAGAAUGAGGAUGUUCCAAAUGUUAUUGAUAAGGUGAGCUUUAUUUUUUUUCUAAUUUUUGUAUUACAAAUACUUCGGCUUAAUCGGGAAUAAUUUCCACAUGGCCAUAGAACAUAUAGGAUUGACGCAUUGAUGCAUAUGCAUUACAUUCAUUUUGAAAACAUUUGAUUUUGUGAAUACAUUUCAAUAUAAUAGUGUAUGUGGAUUUUUAGGAGAUAUUAUUCCAAUAAAAACCCUAAUAUUGGCAGAAAAUAUCAUCAAAAAAAAAAGUAAGGCUUUUAACUUAGAGUCAUUCGUUCACUCUUGUUAGCAGUGUUAGUUGUUGUCUCGGUGUUAUUCAUUGGUUUUUUUUCUUUAAUUUGAAACGAGAGAGUAUUGCUGUUUGACGGGUGUACGCUAAGAGAAACGGGAAGAAUAUUUUGUAUUGAGCUAAUGAAUGAAGAAGAGGGAAAACGUGAAACAAUCCAGCAGGCGGAAAUAUAAGAUAAAUAUUCCUAGAGGAAUAUAAGUGUGUACAUGAAUAUAAGUUUAUGGCUCAUUUUGACACCGAACGCUAAAAUGUUCGAAUUAGAAGAGGUUUUCUAGUUACAUACUAUUUCAAGGCUUCAAAGCUGAAAUAAACAUCUUGAGUAAUUUAUAAAAAUUAAUUCACAAAUGAGAGUCAUCCAUUCUAUUUUUUUUGGUUCCCGGAAUAAAUCGCCACAGAAAACGACUGCAACAGAAACCACCGCUUAUAAAAUGUGUAGUAGGCUAUAAAUAUUGUGGCGCGGUAUUGUAUUUCAAAACAAGAAUUAACCGGGCAAACGUAUCGCCCCAGGCAAACGUAACGCCCCGGGCAGACGUAUACCGUCCGACGCUCGCUAGAGCUCGGUCGGACAUUGCUAAAGGAUCGUAUCCUAUGUUUCAAACUAACCGGGCAAUCAGUGGAUCCCAGGUUUGCGUGCGAGACACCGCCGCUUCCGACGGCGGGUCGGCGGUGGACUCGGAUUGCGUCAUCUUGGCGGCAUGGGCCGCCUCGAUUCCUUAUCCUCGCCAAAUGGGGACUUCGUCCCCAUUACAUUGUCCUCAGAAUAAAUUUCGAAAAACGAGAACAAGAGAAUAAAUUUAUAAUAGAAAUGUGAGGCACAUGAUGUUUUUCCCGCGCCAAAUAUUUCUAGCCUACUACACUUUUUCUAAGCGGUUGUUUCUGUUGCAGUUGUUUACUGUGGCGAUUUAUUCCGGUCACCAUUUUUUUUCUCGGCAUUUGGAACUUUGUAAAGAACACCCUAACAAAACACUUUUAACAGUUCCGUUUUUGUGGAAGAAUUGGGGCGGUAGUCAUUCAAUGAAUUGGUUUUUCAAGUCAAUUAUAAUUUCUAAACUCAUACAAUUUAGUUCGCUGUUGCACAAUAUAUUCUUUCUUUAUAUUUAUUGAAAUGAACUUCAAAGGGUGUGAGUUUAAGUGGGUGAAUGUUUGAAAAAGCAAACGUCGGUUAAAUUAUUGUAAUAUUAUUAUACAAAAAUAAUGAGAUCGCGAUGGAUUUCAAAUCAUCGUAUAAUCGGUUCACACGAGAAGUGAAAGAACGAUUUAUUUACUUCAAAAAAAAUAUUUCUAAAGAUGUUGCCGAAUGGAAAGGCAAAUUUGCUCCAACAGUACAAGCUGAUGAUAAAUUACAGAAACUUAUAGGUACGAUCGAAAUUUGCAACGAAAUUAAUAAUAGGAUAGAAUCUAAAUUCCUCGCAUUUGAACGAAGAAUUAUAGAACUAGAAAAUGAGAAACACCAGAUGAAGGUGGAUAUAAAAAACCUUCAACAUGAAAAAUGCCAGUUAUUAAACAAACUGAGUAAUUUUGAUGAAAUAGAACAAUCAAACAAAAAAUUGGAGAAUAAUUUGGACCGGGAAAUUAGCGAAAAAACUGGCUUGAAACUAAUAGUUCAAGAAAGGCUUCAAGAUAUCAGUCGGCUAGAGAAACGACUCAAAAAUGAGAAAAAUUCGCACUCAGUUAUUCAAAGCACAAAAAUCUCGCUAGAGAAAAAAAUUGAGCGCCUGCAGAUGCAGCACUCCGAAUCGAAAAAAGCAGACGAAAUAAAUACUGCCAAUUGGAAAAUCAGGCUCAAAGAAAGCGAAACGAAGCUUCAAAAUGAAAGAUACAAAAAUACACAGCUAACGGAGAAACACUUACUAUUGGAAGAAUACAAGCGGAAAAAUUCUGGAGAAGUCGAGGAGCUGCGCACGUUGCUGCAAGAUAAUAAGUCCGCUCUAGAACAAGAAAAAAGGAAAAACAAUCAAGCAAAAACGCAGCUAAAAGCACUGAUAAAAAGGAAUCAUGAACUCGAAGAAAAAAAUAAAACGACAGAGAAUCAAUUGGAACUGUGCGCUAGUAAUAACGCCGAGUUAAAUAAUACAAAUGAGCUUUUGGACAAUCGAUGUCGAUCAUUAAAGAACGAAUUGACAACUAAGGAACAAGAAAAACUAUGUUUGAUCGACAAAAACAAUUGCUCGACGGACGAAAUAAUGGGAUUGAAAAACUCGAUUGAGGCACUGGAAAAGAAAUUGAAAAAUCACAAUGAAACCAAAAUGGAAAACCAUCGUCUGAUCACAUUGAUUGGACAGUUUCAGGUAGAAUUGAACACUUUGGAAAAAGAAAAAACGGAUCUUAUCGUUGCUGCUAAAAAGAAAGAAAUGGAAGAUUGGAAGAACAACGAUAUGGAAACAAAGAAGAAUAAUGAACCAAAGAAAUCAAAUCUGAACAGCAGACAGGAGUCAUUUAUAAAAAUAAGAUGGUAAUAUCAAACAAGCUAUCAAGCUAAAUAUCCCCAAUAUUUGGAUAUUUUAAAAAGGGGCAAUGUGGGAAAAUUUUCUAAUUGAUGUGGCUUUAUUAAUUUUUUUUUCUCUUCUCGAAACAUAAAGUGGAAUCAAAGAAGGAACAACUAUUAUUAACAGUAUUCCAUCAAUUCUGUAAAAAAUGCUAAUUUCGUUUGAAAAAACAUUUCUAUCUCCCAUACUUCAAUAGUAUGAUCAGGGAAAUAUGGGGAAAUGCACUUAUCGAAUUUUAAAUGUGUGAUUUUGAAUUUAAAACAAACACACUUUGAAAGUGGGAUUUUUAUAAAAUGCAAAAUUUGCAUUUAAGUUUAUGAGUAAUUAAAAAUGUGGGUCAAAAUUAUAUUAUCAAACAUAAAAAAGAAACAUAAUAGCGCUAUAAAGGCGAAGAUAAUUAAUGGAAGAGGAAUACACACCCUUCAAAUAAUUGAUAAUGGAAGAGGCAUACAAACCCUUCAAAUAUAUGAAGAAAGAAAUAAAAGAGUGAACCAGAAGAUGUUAAUAAACAUAUUAUACAAAGAGAUAUUUUUCAUGUAGCUGCAAAAGCUCAACAAUGUUGGUCGAUAAGACGUUUUGGGAAAUUUUAUGGAGAAAUGAUAAUUUUAUUUUUUUUUUCAUUCAGAAUUGCUAAAUUACAGAAUUGAAGGAAUUAAUUUUGAUUCUAUGAAAAUUGCGAAAGUUGUACCAUAUUUGUCUACAGCCAAUUUAUAACAAGAAUGUGUCCAUCAAUCGCAAUAAUAGCUUUUGAAUGUACCGAAGGGCUGGAAAUCCAGGAUUUAAUCCCUGUAAGGACGUUUAUAUUCAAUAAUUGCAUCUAAUUCAUAGAAAAUAGGAAUGUGAAAAGCCAGAAUAAAGAAAAGUAUGUGUUGUAGAAAAAUACAAAUAUUUAAAGAGUUUAUAUAUCCAUAAUAAAUAAAGUUCCAAGUAUUUUCACAGAUCCCACCUAGGACCUACAAAAAGAGGGGGGAGAGACCGCAUGUUUUUAGGACCGGAACAGAGUGACGCCACACAUCAGCAGAGAGGAGAAAGACGCGAUCUAUCAACAGAAGAAUGGUAAGAAGGUUUAGAAAAAAAAACGGUCAAAAAAAAAAAAAACAUGAAUAAAUUUUCAAUAGAGUUCUGGAUAAAAUACACAAAAAAAAAAAAGAAAAGAGAGAAAUGUGUUAAUGAAUGAGAAGAGAAUAAUCGAACACGUUUUAAAAAAGUUAAAUCAAUUUUAUUGGUAAUUUGCUCAAAAGCUAGAAAUAUUAAAAAAGAUCGGCAAUGUAAAAAAAAAACAAAUCAAAACAAUGUAUGAAAUAAAAACAAAGAACGAAACAAUGUAAAAAAAAAAAGUUGUAAUUACGUACACUGUAAAAUGGUCAAACUGGUAAGACGAAAAUUAAUUUUCAACGAGGAGCGAGACGUGGUCAGGCAGGCAAAGACAGAUCUCAGCAUACCGCUGAUGGGAAGAGGAACGAUUCGGCAUCCCAGCCGGUUGUUCAGGAUGGAUGGACGACGAGUCAUGCGGAAGGUCGAUGGUCAAUGGUGAUGGGUGCUGGGCAGGACGAAGCGAAAACAACAUGGAGCGAUUCGAGAGUCGAGGAAAGCGGGAAUCGUGAUCACCAUCUGAUCCUAAGGACACUGAAGUGAAAGUAGUAGAAUUCAUGAUGGAACUGGAUUUCAUAAUUGGAGUAAUGACUUUGUACACUUUACGUUGAAGUAAAAGAUUACAACAGUCUAAAAAAAUAAUGAUUAUUUAUCGCCGGAAACUGAUGAUAAAGAGAAUAACUCGGAUCCAGAUAAGGAUGAACAGGAUCUAAAAUAAGGAUCAAAGAUGAACUGGGAGAGAUGACAUUUAAUGAUUGGAGAGCCUAAACUGCUAUAAUAGCAAACACUACAAUCGGAGCAGCAAAUGAAGCUCUAAAACUAGCAAACAAAAACAAGUUCUUGAAGUUGAAUUUCAUUCCAACGAAGAUGUGAUGGACUAAAGUACCGUUCUAAAAGGUUGUUCAGGAAUGGAACCCAGAGACACGCAACAGUGGAUCAAGACGGAUGAGACGGCGCAACGCGGAAGGAGGCAAGCGGCAACUCACACCUAGUACCAGAGACCAACCAAUUGACGAGUCACCAGUCGACGGAUAUACGGAGCGGAAGAGGAGUAGCCGGUGAACAAUGAGAAUCUUAUAUAAAAUAAAAAUUAUAGAGUUUAUGCAAAUGUUUGAAAAAAAAAACAAAACAUUAUAUUUACAAAUAUAUAUUAUAUUUACAUUAUAUUAUAUUUACAA
Molecule: messenger RNA, 5904 nt
Organism: Toxorhynchites rutilus septentrionalis
Lineage: Eukaryota; Metazoa; Arthropoda; Insecta; Diptera; Culicidae
Exons: 2
Coding region: 2354-3604 (416 amino acids)
Source: RefSeq, a predicted model, not a curated record